Molecule: messenger RNA, 2930 nt
Organism: Hemibagrus wyckioides
Lineage: Eukaryota; Metazoa; Chordata; Actinopteri; Siluriformes; Bagridae
Gene: clrn1
Product: clarin 1
Exons: 3
Coding region: 1239-1940 (233 amino acids)
Biological process (GO): sensory perception of sound; equilibrioception
Source: RefSeq, a predicted model, not a curated record
AAAUAAGCUGUGUUGUGUGAUAUGAUCAUGAAAGAACACUUCCUGUUUUCAGUUACCUUUACUGAAUGCCAGUGGAAACUAAAAAAACCUACAUGAAAUGGUUGGGGUGGUUUUAAGUUCGAAAUGUUGGGUCUUUCGAAACAAAGUUCAAAAUUUCAACCUAAAAUUGUCUGCCUUCAGUUUAGGUUAUUUCCAUUUAUAUUUAUGGCAUUUAGCAGAUGGCCUUAUCCAUAGCGACAUAGAAAAGUGCUUUGAAGUUUCUAUAAAUGAAUACAUCUAUACUGGUUUACUAGGUCAUAGACAAGGAUACCAUGAGUCUAAAACUCUGUUAAGAAAAACGCAGAAACUUGUCAUUGUUCCAAUCUGAAUAUUCAUAGAAUUCGGAUUGUGCAUUACUAUCUGGAAUUUCCAGAAACACAUCAUGUCAUGAAAUGUGUUAUUCAGUGCAGAUUUAAAAUCUUCAGGUGGCCUAAAUGUAUUAUUCAUUAGGAAUGGGCUUUCAUAGUCAAAAGCUGCAAGAUAACACCAUCUUGUGUUGCACAGCCUGAAAACUGUUCUCUGUCUACUUAAAGAAAUUGAUCAUGGAUAACAACUCUUUACACAUAUUAGGAAUCUCAGAUGAAAAUGUGUUUGUCCUGCAGGAAAAAAACCCCCACAAAUAUAUAUUUGGUUAUGGCAAUGAAAUGUUAAGUGAUUUUAAGUUCUGCAGUCCUGCAAAGAAAGACAAAAUGAUAUGAGACUAUUAAAAUUGCAGAGGCCCACCCCACUGUCAUAUUUUAUUAUCUUAUAAUGUUCCUGUAAGGCUUUAACAGCUGCUAGACAAUAGGUCUACGUCGGGUAUGUCUCAUUUGUCUUGGUUUAAAUGUAUAGCCUAUAAUUUGCUCUGUAAAACCAUAAACGUGACAUUUAUGAUUCCCAUAGGCCUACAGGAGCGAAAUGACUUCUACAUGGAGAUGCACUGUCUUCAUCCAAUAACCAAUUAGAGUUAAGGUCAGAGCAAACGAGUGCCGAAACUCAACCCGGUAACCUGGAGACGCGGAGAAACCGAUCACAGUGUAACUCAACCCCGAGGCGACAUUUUACCAUCCCACUGUAUUUCUAAACAAUUAUCCAGAGAAAACAUGUAGCCUGUUAUUUUUUAUUUAUUUUUAAUAUAGGGAAGUUAUUGUUUGCAUUGCUUACUUUAAUGCGCAGGGCUCCAGGGAUGCCGUGUGUUUAAUGUGUGUGUGAUUCCGAGCAUGAUGCCAAGCAGGCAGAAGAAAGUGUUGUUCUCUCUGGCUGGUGUACUGAGCUUUGCCUGUGUGCUGAUCGUAGCUUCAGCUAUGGGAGGUAGGAACUGGGUGAAGGCGACUGUGUUGUGCAAAACAGGCGCUCAGCUGGUUAAUGCCACUGGAUCUGAGCUGGACAAAUUCAUCGGGAGCUUAAACUACGGCCUUUUCCACGGACAGGGGCUGAAACAGUGUGGACUGGGGGGAAGACCUUUCUCCUUCUCGUUUUUUCCUGACCUGGUGGAUGUGAUCCCAGCUAGUCUGCAUGUGAGUGUCAUCAUCUUCUGUGCAGUGCUCAUCCUCUUCUCAUCCUUGUGUUCUGCCUUCUUCAUGUACAAUGCCUUUGGAAAUCCAUACGAGACACUGCACGGACCUUUAGGCCUUUACCUGUGGAACCUGAUCAGCUGUCUGUGCAGCUGUCUCAUCCUAAUCCUCUAUGCAUCUGAGGUCAAACUGCAUCGCCUAUCUGAAAAGAUUGCUAACUACAAAGAGAGCACUUUUGUCUACAAGACUUACAGUGAAGCAUUCGACUGCUCUUUCUGGCUUAUUUUCAUAGUUUUCCUUGUGCAUGGCCUUAACAUCCUUCUGAUCCGCCUAGCGGGUAUCCAGUUUCCCUUCCAGGAGGCCAAAGAGUCAGAUGCCAACACUGGUGCAGCAGAUCUCAUGUACUGACUAGCUCUAUUGUCCAAUAACCACCCCCUGGAUGUGACAUCCUACCACGGCUAUUAGCUCUCCUCAGUUAGAGUCUCGCAUCUUGCACCAUCUGUUGUUCUGAUUUGUUUACAGCUGAAUAGAUGCCACAUCUGAGCCUUUUUAGUUGCAUCUUAUCACUUUCAGAAGAGGAACAAACUUGGAAAUGGUCCUGGCUGUGUGUGUGAGACAUGAGCCUUAUCUCAUUGUGGGGAGGCUAGUGGAGGGACCCAGUCUUUCAGCUGGACUCCUGAUUAGGCAUUCUGUUAACUGCCAUCUCAAUUAAGGCUCAGUAUUUUAAAUACCUGUUGAAAUGCAAAUACCUGUUUGUUUUGUCAGCAUGGAAACUAUUUAUUUUUCCAUAGUACAUGCAUCUUUUAAAUUAGUAACAUUACACUAAACAAUGGAUGUUUUAUUUGGUGAUGCUUUUAUUUAUAUAAUGAGUGUAUAUACCCCUUCUUCGAUGUGCCAAUGAUCCUGAACUUUGAAUAGAAUUCAAUUAUAAGAAAUUUUUUUUUACUGUAAUCCUGUUACAGCAGAGAGACUCAUUUCAUAAUAAAAGAAAGACUUAGUUGUAUUCAUAUGUAUAUUGGUUACCAUGAAGAAUGCAAAGGGAGUUGUUAAUGUUCAUGGUCAAUCUGAACUUUAAAAAUGUAAUUAACCUACUUUACUGUUAAUACAAAUAGGAAUUCCAAACUGUGUGGUAUAAUAGCAAUGAUUCAAGCUUUGACAAAACAUUGACACAGUGACAGUGCUCUGGUUUUGAGAACACCAUCCAUAGUUCAUGGUCAAAAAUAGAGAAGUUUAAAUCAAAUAAACUUCUGUUACUGUGAUUCUACUAAAUUCAGUGUCUGUUUUAGUGUUUUAUGGAAUGCAUAAUAUGUACAUAGAUAACAUUUUCUCUACUUGGUACCAAUUUAUGUCGAAUGUAACUUUCAGUUUUAGUUUGUAUUUUAUUUAAAUUGAUUACAU